Messenger RNA from Sciurus carolinensis (gray squirrel), 1137 nucleotides. RefSeq names its product G protein-coupled receptor 33 (gene Gpr33). The record is from RefSeq and is a predicted model, not a curated record. Gene Ontology annotation, biological process: phospholipase C-activating G protein-coupled receptor signaling pathway; complement receptor mediated signaling pathway; positive regulation of cytosolic calcium ion concentration. Lineage: Eukaryota; Metazoa; Chordata; Mammalia; Rodentia; Sciuridae. Gene Ontology annotation, molecular function: G protein-coupled receptor activity; complement receptor activity. Bases 106 to 1137 code for a protein of 343 amino acids. Gene Ontology annotation, cellular component: plasma membrane. The transcript is spliced from 2 exons.
AGGAACCAUUACUCAAGAAAUUGGAUGCUUUAGAUACUUUCAUAUUUGGAUACUCUGAUUCAUGGAGCAUUAUCAAUUGCCAAUUUUUGAAGACAAUAUAAAACAAUGGUAAUUAUGAAUCUGAUCAACUCUACUGAUGACCUGAUCAACACCUCUACUUUAGUAAGAAAUAGCACUCACUUUUCAGCUUCUGCUUCAGACAUGAUUAUUGCCCUUUUUCUGUUCAUGUCAUUUAUAAUCGGUACCAUCACCAAUGGCCUCUAUCUGUGGGUGCUAAACUUCAAGAUGAAGAAGACCGUCAAUACUCUCUUGUUUUUUCAUCUCAUUCUCUCAUAUUUUAUUUCGAUAUUGAUUAUUCCAUUUUUGGCCAUCUCCUACCUUCAGGACCAUUACUGGAUCUUUGGAACAGCAUUGUGUAAGGUCUUCAAUAGCACUUUGUCUCUGGGGAUGUUCGCCUCUGUUUUCUUCCUCUCUGCCAUCAGUCUGGAUCGUUAUCUUCUCACUCUUCACCCAGUGUGGUCCCAGCAGCACCGAACCCCACGCUGGGCUUCCAAUAUUGUCCUGGGAAUCUGGAUAUCUGCCACUGCUCUCAGCUCACCCUAUUUGGUUUUCAGGGAGACACAUCAAGACAGUAAAGGAAAGGUGACCUGCAGAAAUAACUAUGCUGUAUCCACUAACUGGGAAAACGAAAAGAUGCAAACUUUAAGGCAAUGGAUUCAUGCGACCUGUUUCAUCAGUCGCCUCUUACUGGGCUUCCUUCUGCCUUUCUUCAUUAUUCUCUUUUGUUACAAAAGAGUAGCCAGUAAGAUGAAAGAGAGGAGCCUGUUUAAAUCCAGAAAGCCCUUCAAAGUCAUGAUGACUGCCAUUAUCUCUUUCUUUGUGUGUUGGAUGCCCUACCAUGUACACCAGGGCUUAAUUCUCACUAAGAACCAGUCAUUCCUUUUAGAGUUGAGUCUGAUACUUACAGUGAUGACCUCUUCUUUCAACAGUGUCUUUUCUCCCACACUCUACCUAUUUGUUGGGGAGAAUUUCAAAAAGAUUUUCAAGAAGUCCAUUCUUGCUCUGUUCGAGUCAACAUUCACUGAUGAUUCUUCUGCAGAAAGGACGCAAAACCUAAAUUCAGAAGUUGAAAUUUAA